Molecule: messenger RNA, 648 nt
Organism: Lodderomyces orthopsilosis Co 90-125
Lineage: Eukaryota; Fungi; Ascomycota; Pichiomycetes; Serinales; Debaryomycetaceae
Gene: CYP5
Product: peptidylprolyl isomerase family protein
Exons: 1
Coding region: 1-648 (215 amino acids)
Biological process (GO): protein peptidyl-prolyl isomerization; protein folding
Cellular component (GO): fungal-type vacuole; endoplasmic reticulum
Molecular function (GO): peptidyl-prolyl cis-trans isomerase activity
Source: RefSeq, a predicted model, not a curated record
AUGAAAUUCUUAACCGCACUUGCAUUAUUUGCAUCCGUAUUAUUCUACUUCUUUGGUCAAGCAUCAGCAGCCAAGGAUUUACCAGAAAACCCACCAAUCACCAACAAGGUGUUUUUCGACAUUGAAGAAGAUGGUAAAUCAAUUGGCCGUAUAACUAUUGGAUUAUUUGGAACAAUUGUCCCCAAAACUGUUGAAAAUUUCAAAACUAUUGCCAUUUCAACUGAUUCUGAACAACAAUACACCGGAUCCAUUUUCCAUCGUGUGAUCAAAAACUUCAUGAUUCAAGGUGGUGAUUAUGAAACCGGUCAAGGAUAUGGAGGUAAAUCAAUCUAUGGUAAUAAAUUUGAAGACGAAAAUUUUGAAUUGAAGCAUGAUCGUAAAUAUAGAUUGAGUAUGGCUAAUGCUGGUAAAAAUACUAAUGGAUCACAAUUUUUCAUUACUACUGCUGUGACUAAUUGGUUGGAUGGUAAACAUGUUGUGUUUGGUGAAGUUAUUGACGGAAAAGAUGUGGUUGACUAUAUCGAAAAUGUCAAGACCAGCCGUGGCGAUCGUCCAGCUAAAGAAAUCAAGAUUGCUAAGUCUGGAGAGCUUGAAGUUGAAGGUGGAAAAGAGGCUUCAAACGAGGAUAUACAAAAAGAUGAACUUUAG